Megalobrama amblycephala (Wuchang bream) is the source of this 3592-nucleotide messenger RNA. RefSeq names its product major facilitator superfamily domain containing 6b (gene mfsd6b). The transcript has 7 exons. Gene Ontology annotation, cellular component: plasma membrane. Bases 727 to 3168 code for a protein of 813 amino acids. Gene Ontology annotation, biological process: antigen processing and presentation of exogenous peptide antigen via MHC class I. The record is from RefSeq and is a predicted model, not a curated record. Lineage: Eukaryota; Metazoa; Chordata; Actinopteri; Cypriniformes; Xenocyprididae.
AGGGUGAGUAAUUAAUGACAUUAUUUUCGUUUUUGGGUGAACUAACCCUUUAAAAGACUGUAUCUUAGUCUUUCAUGGAUUUUAGCUUUAUUUUGCGCCGGUAGAUGUCGCUGUUUUAUCACAAUAUCUAGAGUUGGAUUAUACUGCACGAGCUCUCCGGUCAAAAUAAAUGGUUAUGCUAUUCUGUAUACUCAGGGGAAAAAAGUUUAAGAGAUGGAAUCAUAUUUCAUAUUAAAAUGCCUUUUAAAUCCAGCAGUAAUUUAACCCUAGAAAAUAACUAUAUUAAACGACAUUAAAGUCUAUUUUGAUUCAACACAUCUGCUUCACCUUAGACAUCUCUUGGUUAGAGACUAUACGGGAAAACGUCAAAUAAAAUAAAAAAAAUAAUAAUAAAUAAAUAAUCAGCAAUUAAAAAACGAAAUAGGGUGUCACUGUUGCUAAUGACAUCAGUGGAAAUGAAGGCAGUCCCACGAGCGCACUGACGCUGCGCACAUCGCAAGCAGGUGAGAGAUUGACGUCAGGUCGGAUGAAAUACGGUCGUAGAAUAAACCUGCUCCUCUGCUCUACGGGAAUACAUCUCAGUUUGAAGAUUGUUCGGAGAAAGUCAGCAAAAAUCCAGGAUGGUAAUAAAAUGAUGGUUGGACGGAGAGAGCAGCCUGAUGAAGAGAUCGUCCUGCUUCAACGCCAGACGGUGAAAUAACAUAAACUUCCUCACAACAACUGGAAAUGGCGAGCGAUCGGGUGGCCAUCCUUACAGAUGAUGAGGAGGACCAGAAGAGGAAAUAUGUCCUGUCUGAACCAUUUAACACGCUGUCCCUGGGGCAGGUGGCAAACACUACACCAUCCAGUCAAAUGGCACCGCCUGCCCCCUCGGAAACACUUCAGCCCUCGCAGAGCAUGGACUGCACGGAGAGGUGCUGUGUGCGAAUAGACAAUCAUCUCUUGAUUUCCAAGGUCUUCUACUUCUUCUUUUACUCUGCAUAUGGCUCUUUACACCCCCUCCUUGCAGUGUACUACAAGCAGCUGGGAAUGACACCCAGCCAAAGUGGCCUGCUAGUUGGGAUCCGUUAUUUUAUAGAGUUCUGCAGUGCACCGUUCUGGGGAGUAGUGGCGGACCGCUUCAAGAAAGGGAAGGCAGUGUUGCUGUUUUCUGUAUUCUGCUGGGUGGUCUUUAACUGCGGUAUUGGCUUUGUUAAGCCAGCAGCUAUGAGCUGUGUCAGUAAGGACUCUGUUGCAGUGCCAACCAAUUUAACAAAUGAUACACAAUAUUUUAACCAUACUAGACACCGAAGAUACUUGAUUGAGGAUACAUACUCCGCUCCUCCACUUUCUCAGCCAACAUUAGCAGCAUUCGGAUCUCACUCUAGAUACAUUCGAAGUGCAGAUGUAAAUACCACAAGCACUCCCUCUGAAAACUCUUCUACGAAGACUGUCGGGAUUAGUAUUGUAUCUAACUCGACCACGGUGCCGCCCGGUACCUCAACAGUUACUUCAAAAUCUACCUCGACAACUGAAACACAAUCUACCACUGCCAAACUCGAAGAGUAUAGCAUAGUCUUCAAUAAGGAACAAGUAGAUACUAUAUUUCUCCUGAUCCUGUUGGUCAUUAUUAUUGGCGAGUUCUUCAGCGCCCCGGCUGUGACCAUUGUGGACACUGUCACUCUUCAGUACUUGGGCCAACACAGAGACCGUUAUGGACUUCAGAGGAUGUGGGGAUCUCUGGGAUGGGGUAUCGCUAUGCUGUCAGUGGGCAUUUGGAUCGACCACACGCACAUCACCAUCAUCAUCCAGGGCUCUGGUUGUGUCCUACCUGACUAUAAGAACUACCAAAUUGCGUUUAUAGUUUUUGGGGUGCUGAUGACCUCAGCGCUGAUUGUGGCUACGCAAUUCCACUUUGACAACAGGGUUUAUCGGUCCGGUGAGGAAGAAGACAAGAAGGAGGAUGUGGAAAUACCUCAAGUCGUUCAGGAGGUCUCGUCUCCAGAGUCCAGUUCAGAUGACGCACCCGUGUGCCCUGAAAGCAACCCACAACCUUUUCCCUUCAAAGAUCUGUUCCGGAUCAUUUGUGGCGUCCGCUAUGGUACGGUUCUCUUUGUGGCCUGGUUCAUGGGCUUUGGUUAUGGUUUCGUGUUCACCUUCCUCUACUGGCAUCUGGAAGACCUGAAGGGCACCACCACACUCUUCGGCAUCUGCUCGGUGCUCAGCCACGUAUCUGAGCUGGCCGCCUAUUUCACCAGCCACAAACUCAUUGAGCUUGUUGGACACAUCAGAGUCCUCUAUAUCGGACUGGCCUGCAACACUGCACGUUAUCUGUACAUCUCCUACCUGGAGAACGCAUGGAUAGUUUUACCCAUGGAGGUGCUUCAAGGUUUGACACAUGCAUCAGUGUGGGCGGCAUGCAUCUCGUAUUUGAGCGCUGCUGUCCCUCCAGCCCUGCGCACCUCGGCUCAGGGGAUCCUGCAGGGUCUGCACCUGGGGCUAGGGAGAGGCUGUGGAGCCAUGCUAGGAGGAGUUUUUGUCAACUUUUUCGGUGCUGCAGAAACCUUCAGAGGCCUCGGAAUGGCCUCUCUGGUCACAUUACUCAUCUUCGCUCUGAUACAGUGGCUGUUCGGUCAGAACGAGGAUAAAAAGGACUCGAUGUUGGCAGAGAACAUCCCAGUACCCUCCAGCCCAGUGCCUAUCGCCACUAUUGACUUGGUGCAGAACCAAUCUGCGCCUCAGCCAAAUCCUGAAUCAAAAACGCCUCUUAGGAAAACCAGGCAUCAGGAAGAGCAGGAAGAUACCAAUAAGCCGGCAUGGGUGGUGUCUGCUUCCCCCUGGGUCACCAUUGCUUUCGCCCUCUAUCAGAUCAGAGAUAUGGUGGCUUUGACAAAGAACAACCAAUGUGGUGAAAGUCAAGCCUCACAGCAGGAGACAAGUGAGCAGACCUCAACAACGCCACCUGCUGAGGAAUCCACAUCAUCGCAACCAAAUACAUCAAGUCCAGUAGAAUAUCCCUCUCAAGGACCUUCUACCAGUGCAUUUGUUCAUCAAAACACACAUCCUGUCCGUCCUGUGGAAGAACCGCCUCAGUCCACAGUGAGAAAAGAACCAGUAGAAAACUCAACUCCGUUGCCAGGACACUCCCAACAGCCGCCCCCAAUAGCACAACCAAAAUCAAUGAACUGAAAUUGUUUGGGAUAUAGCCUUAUGAUUUAAAGGCAUACAGUGAUAUGGGGUGUAAAAGGUGACAGUUGUCUUUGGACCAAAAAUGUUAUGUUGACCAACAGGUAUUCUAGAUUAGCAAGGGGUUUGUUUGCUAAGGCAAUAGAAUCGAUAUGCUUUGCACUGCCACAGUUGAUGUCUUGCCUUAACCGCAAAUGGCCUGCAAGUCUAUGAAGGUCGAUGCCUAUAAUGAGAUCUGCACAUUACUGAGUGUUUAAUGGUUAUAAUCCAGCAGCUGAGAUGCUUCAGCAUAAUAUUCAUGGGACUUGAUGUUGCAAUAGUGAAGCAUAGUUGCUUUGCACUCUGUAUAAAAUGUCUUUUGCUAAUUGUGCUUCCAUAUAACUUGUGACCAAAUUAAAAAAAAUAAACAUCUACUCUGUAUAAAAGA